AUGACUGCAUCAAUGGUGAAGAGGGCAGGAACAUUUCCAGACACUGUCAGUCAAUGCCGACGGUAUCCACAUCACCAAAAAAGGAGGUUUCCAGUAUCAACCCUAUGCUCUUUCCCCUUCCAGACUUCCAGAGUUUGAGGCCAUUCAAAAAGGAAAAGUUGGAAGGCGCACAUUACACCUUCGGUCUUCUUACCCAGGGGCAUGCACGGCAAUGCAACAUCCCAUUCAGUUCAUAACAUGCAGACGGAGAAACGACAGUGGGCUGUGCCCAAGCCAGUGACUCCCGUCGGACACAUGAAAAGACCUCCAUCCCGCACAUUCCAUGAUUCUGGGCCCUCUUUUCGGAUCUUCUCUCUUGCAACCAUCACACUGAUACAUACACUGACUUUCUCACAGGACACCACAACCACCACCACAACUACAACAACGACAACGACACCGCCGCCAACAUACCCCAGGAAAUCAUCAUGGCCUUCCUUAAGUUGGUUGAAACUCUCGCCCAGGCCAUCUCCUUCUAUUUCGUCAUCCGCACAAUCAACCUCCUCUCAGACCGUAUAGACCUGCAGGUGGACGCGCGGGAGGCAAUGGGGCAGCGGGUGGACAGGAGCUUGGGGGCAAUGAUGGAGAGAAUUGAAGGACUUGAGCGGCAGGUGAGGGCGAUGGGGGAGAGCGUUGCGGAGCUUGAGGGGAAGAUGAAGGAGAUGGAGAGGAAAACCAAAGAUCACCGUCGUCACAGCAACCAUCACAGCCACAACAACCACCACGACUACCACCACCAUCACAACUACAUCAGAAGCCAAAAUGCUCAACACCACAAUGACCACCCCCAUCACCCCUAUCACACCACCGUCACGGCCACCAUGUGCACCAUCCCCGCCGCCGCCACCGGUCUCACCGGCCUCACCGGCAUGAAGCUUUUCAAGAUUUAUCAUUGGGUAGUGACAAAGAUCAUGAUGCUACUCGGACUUUGGUUCAUGUACGGCAUCCGUCAAGCCCGGCGGCAGCAAGCGGCGACGGCAGAGAGGAGGGCGGAAGCGGUAGAGAUCCGUUAUAAAUCCCAUGUCCGUCUCCGCUUCGCAUACACGUACGUGCUGUAG
Molecule: messenger RNA, 1097 nt
Organism: Neurospora tetraspora
Lineage: Eukaryota; Fungi; Ascomycota; Sordariomycetes; Sordariales; Sordariaceae
Exons: 2
Coding region: 468-1097 (209 amino acids)
Source: RefSeq, a predicted model, not a curated record